This is a messenger RNA of Aspergillus niger, 2589 nucleotides long. RefSeq lists its product as uncharacterized. The transcript is spliced from 4 exons. The record is from RefSeq and is a predicted model, not a curated record. Bases 1 to 2589 code for a protein of 862 amino acids. Gene Ontology annotation, cellular component: nucleus; Cul8-RING ubiquitin ligase complex. Gene Ontology annotation, biological process: double-strand break repair; DNA double-strand break attachment to nuclear envelope. NCBI's taxonomy places the organism in Eukaryota, Fungi, Ascomycota, Eurotiomycetes, Eurotiales, Aspergillaceae.
AUGGCUGAGCAGGGAGGAGAGCUUCAACUCUUCAGUCAGUGCAAAGUCUGUAUCAUAUGCUCUAAAGAUCUUAGUGCCGACACGGCACAUCAGCUCGCAUCUACAUUCGAAGAACAUGGCGGUGAAACUGUGAUCUAUGAGCCGCCAGCUACCUUCCCUCCCCUCUCCGAUUUCACCCACCUCAUCUCCUGCACGAUUGACUUUCCUGCCUUCGACGCGGCGGGGGACGCCCUGAUACCAGUCGUCAAACCUCACUGGGUACAUGCGUGCCUAGCAAAGAGAAAGCUAGCAAAUCCGCGCCAAUAUAGUCCUGACCCGCGGCUCUUCUUGAACGAUGUGGUGAUCACAUGCGGUGAUAUACCAGGAGGCGAUAAGGAGGCUAUCAUCGGUGGCGUGCUGGCGAAAGGUGGGAUCUACAGUCCGAAGGUCUCUCAGCAGGUCACGCAUUUGGUUGAUUUGACCGCGGAGUCCGAUAAGGCUCGAUUAAUCGCCGCAAAGAAGUUGAAUAUCAAGAUAGUGCUUCCACACUGGUUUGACGACUGCCUAAAGCUUGGCCGAAGAAUCGACGAGCGUCCAUAUACCCUUCCCGACCCCGAAAUCCUCCGUGCAGCGCCAGAUGCACCCAUCCGUUCCUCAGAAAACCGUGACAUCAUCGGCGCAUCCACAACGAACCCAGCCAACCUUCCCUCGUCUGUCAAAUCGCCUGACGCGCAGCCGGCGCUUACCGUAUUUCAAGACAAGAAUGUCAUGCUCUCCACAGACCUCGGUAUUGGACCUCGUCUUCUCGGGUCCAUCGAGGGUAUCAUCAAGAACGGCGGCGGCUCUAUCACGACGGAUGUCUCAAAGGCUGAUAUCUUGAUCUGUCGCUAUAGAGAGGGUUUCGCAUACCGUAUGGCAUCGAGGCUGAACAAGGACGUUGGAAAUCUAUCAUGGCUUUACCACCUGAUGACCUACAACACCUGGACAUCUCCUCUACGGCGAUUGCUACACUAUCCUGUCUCGCGGUCUGGAAUCCCAGGGUUUAAGGGAUUCAAGAUCAGUCUGUCCAACUAUGUUGGAGAAGCAAGAGCAUAUUUGGAGAAUCUGAUCACCGCAACAGGCGCAGAAUGCACAAAGACGCUAAAGCAAGAAAAUACCCAUCUUGUGACUGCUCAUGGUAAUAGUGAGAAAUGCGCCGCGGCAAAGGAGUGGGGAUUGCAGGUUGUCAAUCACUUAUGGUUGGAGGAGAGUUACGCAAGAUGGAAGUUGCAACCCGUUUCUGAUCCGCGCUAUACUCACUUCCCUAAGAGAACGAACCUAGGCGAAGUUGUUGGCCAGACCAGGCUCGACAGAACGGUCCUUGAAAGCAUAUUCUUCCAAAGUGAAGGCUUAUCCCGAGAGCAGGUGAGUCCUCGACGGGCGAUGCAAACCAAGGAACAGAAUACCGUUGCUGCGAAGUCAUCGGAUACCAUGCAACCACCAUCAGCCAAAGUGACAGAAUCCGAGAGCGAAGUACUGCCGCAGCCGCAAAUCGCAACUCCGCGAGCGGUUGAAAGGUCGCGUAAGACAAGUACAACAGAUAAUCAGAAGUUACAAACACCGGCGCGUGCUCGGCUUACGUCGGAAGGCAAGGAGAAUGAUACUCCAUCUACGACAAGUAGCCGGAAGUCGAAAGAGGCCGCUACCGCCCGACUGCACGAGAUCGCCCCGGACAUUGCCCUGUACGAAAAAGAAAAGAAGCGUGUUGGUGGCGUGAUCUAUGGUGGUCGACGAAAGACCGACGAGGAUCGAGUCAUACUCAACAAUGGCAAGAAGCGGCGGUCCAUGGAAGCGGAGGACAAGAGCGAUGAAGAGGACAGCACGGAAGCAAAGAGGCAGAAGAAGGGCAAGCCCUCUGUCGCAAUGCACCUUCUCAUUACGGGUUAUCAAAAAUGGGUUGGGAACCCGAAGAAAGAAGAUUCGGAUAAGCUCCGUGAGCUUGGCAUCUUGGUUGUCCAAGACGCCCGAAGAUGCUCUCAUCUUGCUGCUCCCUCUAUUUUGCGAACUCCUAAGUUUGUCAACGCGCUUGCAUACGGUCCAGCUAUUGUGAGCAUUGACUUCAUCACGCAAUGCCUCGAAAAAGACGAACUUCUGGACCCUGCUGAUUUCCCUCUAAAAGAUGACGCUUCCGAGAAGAAAUAUGGGUUCUCAUUAGAAGAAGCAAAGAUGAACGCCAAAAAGAACAAGAACAAGCUCCUGCGAGGGUAUCAAAUACACUGCGUCGAGACCAUUCGCGGUGGUUUUGACGCAUUCAAGUCCAUCGUGGAUGCUAAUGGAGGAGAAUGCUCUCUUUUCCGUGGUCGCGUUUCAUAUCGAUCACAGCGCGAGGAGAGCGAGGAAGAGAGCUCGGGAGACGACGAUCGCAGCCGAAAGGAGGUAUAUCUUCUGAGCAGUACUUCUGCAGACCACACCAAGCUGUGGCCGCGGUUCCGCCAGAUGGUCCUAAACAGAGGCAAAACACCACGGAUAGUCCGGGUAGAUUGGCUUCUUGAUAUCGCCAUGUCCCAAACGCUGCGCGCAGCAGAUGCAUAUGAGCUAGACGAGGAGAUGGCGGAAAAGAUGGAGCAGUAG